CAAACAUACAUUUGUACCAUAAAUCUAACUAUACAUUUCUCAUAAAUCAAGUACCCUACUCACACAUUCAUUAAUAUUUCCUCAAAACUUUAUAGCAUAAACUUUCCAUAAAUUAAUUUUUUGUUGGUUGGUCCAACUUGGUAGUUCUAUUUAUGGAUUCCUCCAGGUGAAACAAAGCUGAGAGACAUACAAAGGUGGUUUAAAGCUGUGUUUGGCUGUGUUACAUUAAAUAUUUUUCUCUAUUACUACUACAACUAGUAUUUGUUUUCCAUUUUUCCAAACAAACAUAAAUUUCUCUUUCCCCUAAAUUUUUCACCGCCCCCAAAUUCCGGAGAUCGAGGAGAGAGAAUAUUCGCCGGCGACCGGAUCUUUCUUCCGGCUGUGUUGCCGGCCAUUUUUCAUCUCCCGAUCUCAUCUCCGUCGUCUGAUCAUCAUUCAGCUUCGCAAUUUUUUGGCGAUCUCUGGAUAUUGAUUUUUUUUUUCAGAAUAUUAGGGUUUUAUAGGUUUCGAUUUUUUUUGUGUGGUUGAAUUUCAGUUUAUUGGUAUAGAUUCUGCAAAAAGAGAGAGAUAUUUAGUCGAAGGAGUUCAUCUAUGGAGGGAUGCAAGUUUGUGUAAGUUGUCUCUGGGAAGUAGGUUAUGCUUCGUCGUCUCAGAUGGUUAAUUGAUUUGACUCAGAGAAAUUUAACGGCGAAGAGAUUGACCGAUGCGGAGGUUAAACCAUUUAGACCAGCUAUGUUGGAUACUUUUCACGAGGUUGCUAUUUACCUUCACAGAUUUCACAAUCUUGAUCUUUUCCAGCAAGGAUGGUACCAAAUCAAGAUUUCUUUGAAGUGGGAGGAUGGGGAUGGUACUUAUGUUGGUAUCCCCUCAAGAGUUGUGCAAUAUGAAGCUCCUAGCAUGGGUUCUGAUGAUAGCUAUGGAGUUUGGAGAAUUGAUGAUUCUGAUAAUAGUUUCUCAACUCAACCUUUUAAGAUUAGAUAUGCAAGACAAGAUGUUCCUCUCUCGGUCAUGGUUGCUUUUAAUCUCUCUCUUUCAAAUCGUGAGAUUCCUGCCAAGUCUGGUGUUAUUAUCAAAUUUGAACUUAUCUAUUCUGCUUUAUUGGAGAAAGGGUCAGAGUUGCAGGCUUCCUUAAGUACCUCUGCUGCUGCUGUCCAUGAAUUCAGGAUUCCUCCGAAAGCUCUUUUGGGACUACAUUCCUAUUGUCCUGUCCUUUUUGAUGCCUUCCACUCUGUGCUUGUAGAUGUUAGUAUACAUAUCAGUCUCUUGAAGACGGUAGCACAGAGUCUCCAAAAGAAGGUACCCAGAACGUCUUUCAAAUUUGAGAAUAUUGAUGGAAAAGUUCCUGACAAAUCAAUUAAAGGUUUUGGUAAAGUAGUAAAAGAGGUGCUGCUUGUCAAAUCAUUGCUAACUGCACGUGAUAUUCUUCUAGAAGAGGCACAAAAGCUCGGGAAAGCAAUUGAUCAGAGCAUUGAUUUCACUGAGUUUAUCUCCCAGAUGGAUGAUACAAAGUUGUUUGAUUCUUUAUUGCAAGCAGAUGUAUCUUCAAUUACUUCUGAUGUUAAAAAUCUAGAAAAGUCCGAUUCUCAAAAGAGUAGCGAGAAGGCAAGCCUUUUUCUUGAUUUUCGAAGUAAUGGAGCUCUCCAGUCCCUGUCUAGGGACAGUCUUCUCUAUUUUGCUCAUACAAUUGGAAACCAAAUUCACUACUUAUGGAAUACUUUUCUGAAUUUCCACAGGGCUAACAAAACUAAGGUCAUGGAAUAUCUGCGGGAGUCAUGGGCCAAUGAUCGAAGAACGGAGUGGUCAAUAUGGAUGGUGCAUUCAAAGGUUGAGAUGCCACACCAUUUUAUUAGCAGCAGAAGUGAUGAGGCUUCACUCCGUGGUGGACUACGUGGAAAAGUAGCAGUGUUACGGAAACUGGCUGAUGAUCCUGCUCAAAUUGCAGCUACUCGUGCUGAGCUUCAUCGACGAAGUAUUGCGCAAAUGAAAAUCAACAGUCGUUCAAUUCAAGACUUGCAUAUGUUUGGAGAUCCUUCAAGUGUGCCUGUGGUGAUAGUAGAACGUGUCAUCAAUGCUCCAAGGCGUUCAUCUAGUGGCAAUUCUUACUUUGAGAUGACCCCAUCUACCUUGCUUUCUGAACUUCCGAACAAGAUAUCCAGUGGCAAUCACUUGUCGAAUGGUCGUUCUUUGAAACUUGUUGUUUUUGUGCACGGAUUUCAGGGACAUCAUUUAGAUUUGCGACUUGUUCGUAAUCAAUGGCUUUUAUUAGAUCCGAAGAUAGAGUUUCUUAUGUCUGAAGCAAAUGAAGAUAAGACCUCUGGGGAUUUCAGAGAAAUGGGAAAGAGGCUAGCAAAAGAGGUUGCCUCUUUUGUUUCGAAGAAAAGGGACAAAGCCUUUAGAUCUGGGGGAGUAUCAGAAAUCAAACUUAGUUUUGUUGGGCAUUCCAUUGGAAAUGUCAUCAUAAGGGCUGCGUUGGCUGAUAAUAAAAUGGAGUCCUGUCUCAAAUAUUUGCACACCUAUGUCUCUGUAUCUGGUCCACAUUUAGGAUAUCUGUACAGUUCAAAUUCUCUAUUUAAUUCUGGGCUGUGGCUUCUGAAGAAACUCAAAAGCACGCAGUGUAUCCAUCAACUUACGUUGACUGAUGAUCCAGAUCUCCAGAACACCUUCUUCUUCAAGCUAUGCCAGCAAAAAACAUUGGAGAAGUUUAAGAAUAUCAUCUUACUGUCUUCACCACAGGAUGGUUAUGUACCGUAUCAUUCUGCAAGAAUUGAAUUGUGUCCUGCAUCUUCUACUGACUUCUCCAAAAGGGGACAAGUUUUUGUGGAAAUGUUGAACAAUUGCUUGGACCAAAUACGAUCUCCCUCCAUGGAACAUCGAGUUUUUAUGCGAUGUGAUGUCAAUUUCAACAUGUCUUCUCAUGGCAAAAACCUAAAUACUUUCAUAGGACGAGCUGCUCAUAUAGAGUUCUUGGAGACCGAUAUCUUUGCAAAGCUCAUAAUGUGGCCAUUUCCAGAAUUUUUUCGUUAAUUAUGCUGUGUAAGGUAGCCUUGUGUUAAUUAAGAUGCUUUGACAUCAAAGGGUCCAUUUGCAUAAUUGGUUGGGAUUUCAUGCAAAUCCUUUUUCCAUCGCGGUCAGAUUUCCAGUUUUGCACAUUGUGGACAUGGAUUAAGAAGCAAGAAAUGUUUCGUCAGUCAGGAGAAAUGUAUACUGUUCUAGGUAAGCUAGAUUCUGUAUUUGUAUUUGCAAUCGUAUCAGUUUUCCAUUUAGGAUUAUAGGCAGGAGAUCCUUGAAAUUUAGGAAUACAGAGGAUUACUCAUUGUACAGUAAACAUGAUAUAAAUAGUUUUUAAGCUUCAAAGGUAGUUUAGUUCCAUAGUGCUGUUUUUUUGUUUCACUUAGUUACCUAUUCCCUUCUGUAUCUAAGCUACCAUGUUUUAUAGCACCGUAAGAUGUUUCAAUAAGAAUUUACAAGGCUUCUAGUGCAGCGUAUUAUUUUCUGAUAAA
Chenopodium quinoa (quinoa) is the source of this 3500-nucleotide messenger RNA. Its product is annotated as protein FAM135A-like. Lineage: Eukaryota; Viridiplantae; Streptophyta; Magnoliopsida; Caryophyllales; Amaranthaceae. The record is from RefSeq and is a predicted model, not a curated record. Bases 637 to 3024 code for a protein of 795 amino acids. The transcript is spliced from 16 exons.